AUGAACUGGAAGCCGCGGGCCGCGCGGCGCAACCGGCGGCGCGUGGGCCAGUUCGCGCACGUGAUACUGAGCGAGCUGACAGAGGUGCGGCGGCAGUCUCGCUGUCUGCUGUGCGGCGUGCGAGAGACGGGCAAUGCCGAGUUGCGCCGGCACUACCUGCAGCACCACCGCGAGCGGCCCUACACCUGCCCGGCGCCGCACUGUGGCAAGCCGCUAGCCGGCAAGGCUGAGCUGGAAAAACACUGGGGCUACCACCUGAACGACAAGCCGUUCCAGUGCGACGAGUGCCCGAAACGAUUCGCGUGGCUGAAAAGGCUCGAGGAGCACCAGCACGUGCACCGCGGCACCAAGCCGCACGCCUGCCAGGAGUGCGGCAAGGAGUUCCGGCAGCGCUCCAGCCUUAAGUAUCACGUGCAGAUCCGGCACGAGCGUCGCUUUCCGUUCGCGUGCGCCGCCUGUCCGAAAGUGUUCGCCACGGAGCGGCAGCGGACAAAGCACACGCGAAUGCACACGGGCGAGCGGCCGCACGCCUGCUCGCGCUGCCCCAAGGCGUUCACGCAGCGCGCGGUGCUGCGGAUGCACGCGCGCACGGUGCACAGGGACGGGACGUGCAGCGGCGGCGAGGCGGACGAUGGCCAGGUCGUCACAGGCCCGGCGCGCGCGGCCGGCGCCCAGCCGACGGACGACAGCGCCGUGAUCGUCGAGGAGCUGAACGUCGCACUCAAUACCGACACGGGGCACGGCCCGCUGUGAGAGGGACUGCCCCGCCACGCGACCGUUGGAAACCGUCAGGGAGCCAUCUCAGGGCAGGCCGAGCUCGGCGGUGGCGGCGGCGGACUGCUGGCGUGCACCACGUUUCGGCGGGGAUGGGGCUGGA
Messenger RNA from Pollicipes pollicipes, 877 nucleotides. RefSeq names its product gastrula zinc finger protein XlCGF49.1. Gene Ontology annotation, biological process: regulation of transcription by RNA polymerase II. Gene Ontology annotation, cellular component: nucleus. The coding region runs from base 1 to 753 and encodes 250 amino acids. The transcript has 2 exons. The record is from RefSeq and is a predicted model, not a curated record. Gene Ontology annotation, molecular function: RNA polymerase II cis-regulatory region sequence-specific DNA binding; DNA-binding transcription factor activity, RNA polymerase II-specific. Lineage: Eukaryota; Metazoa; Arthropoda; Thecostraca; Pollicipedomorpha; Pollicipedidae.